This is a messenger RNA of Cyprinus carpio (common carp), 4423 nucleotides long. Its product is annotated as puromycin-sensitive aminopeptidase-like. NCBI's taxonomy places the organism in Eukaryota, Metazoa, Chordata, Actinopteri, Cypriniformes, Cyprinidae. The record is from RefSeq and is a predicted model, not a curated record. Gene Ontology annotation, biological process: proteolysis; peptide catabolic process. Gene Ontology annotation, cellular component: cytoplasm. Gene Ontology annotation, molecular function: peptide binding; metalloaminopeptidase activity; zinc ion binding.
GGGGGCGGGGCACAACGAGGACCAUCUCCAACGGUUUGUGUGUCGUUUUUUUCAUGAGUUGUCGGGUGUCUCUGUCAGUCAUACGGCUAGCCCUACCCCGCUCUCCGAAUCCAAUAGCGAAGCUUGUGUUUCCGACUCUCCGAGCAAGCAGACUCCUAGUCCGUUUUAAAUCGGUCUCCAGCGAAUCGACAUUAUUCAGCAUGCCUGAGCGGAGGCCCUUCGUGCGGUUGCCCACUGACGUCUACCCCGUCAACUACGGGCUGCGCCUCAAGCCCGACCUCAUCGACUUCACCUUCGAGGGCAAACUGGAGGCAGCCGUGGAGGUUACACAAGGGACAAACCAGAUUGUGAUGAACUGUGCUGAUAUAGACAUAAUUACUGCUUCUUUUGUGCCUGAAGGGGGGGAAGAAAUUAACGCUACAGGAUUUAACUAUCAGAACGAGGAUGAGAAGGUGACUCUUUGUUUCCCCAGCACUCUGCAAAAAGGGUCGGGAUCGUUGAAAAUAGACUUUGUGGGAGAGCUGAACGACAAAAUGAAAGGCUUCUAUAGGAGUAAAUACACGAUUCCUUCAGGAGAAAUCCGCUACGCUGCUGUCACACAGUUUGAGGCCACGGACGCACGUCGAGCUUUCCCUUGCUGGGAUGAACCCGCUAUCAAAGCCACUUUUGACAUCACCCUUAUCGUCCCAAAGGACAGAGUAGCCUUGUCAAAUAUGAAUGUUGUUGAUCGAAAGCCAUAUCCAGAGGAUCACAGUCUGGUGGAGGUGAAGUUUGCCACUACACCCAUCAUGUCCACCUACCUGGUGGCGUUUGUCAUUGGCGAGUAUGAUUUUGUGGAGAGUCAGUCAUCAGAUGGUGUGACGGUCCGUGUGUACACUCCUGUUGGAAAGGCAGAGCAAGGGAGAUUUGCACUGGAGGUUGCUACAAAGACCCUUCCGUUCUACAAAGACUAUUUCAGCGUUCCUUAUCCGUUGCCUAAAAUUGAUCUAAUUGCUAUUGCUGAUUUUGCUGCUGGUGCCAUGGAAAACUGGGGCCUUGUUACUUACAGGGAGACUGCUCUGCUGAUUGACCCAAAGAACUCGUGUGCAUCGUCCCGGCAAUGGGUCGCCCUGGUAGUUGGCCACGAGCUGGCACAUCAGUGGUUUGGGAACCUGGUUACUAUGGAAUGGUGGACUCAUUUGUGGCUAAACGAAGGCUUUGCGUCUUGGAUCGAGUACCUUUGUGUGGACCACUGUUUCCCUGAGUAUGACAUCUGGACCCAGUUUGUGUCUGCCGACUACACUCGGGCUCUGGACCUGGAUGCGUUAGAUAACAGCCACCCUAUUGAGGUUGAUGUCGGUCACCCUUCAGAAGUGGAUGAAAUAUUCGAUGCCAUAUCGUACAGCAAAGGGGCCUCUGUCAUCCGCAUGCUGCAUAACUACAUCGGCGAUGAGGAUUUUAGAAAGGGAAUGAAUGCUUACCUUUUGAAGUUCCAGCACAAAAAUGCAUCUACUGAGGACCUAUGGGAGUGUUUGGAGCAAGCAAGUGGGAAACCUAUUGCUGCAGUGAUGAAUUCCUGGACCAAACAAAUGGGAUUCCCUAUUAUAGUAGUGGAUCAAGAGCAGCAUGGCAGUGACCGAGUGCUGAAAAUCUCUCAGAAGAAGUUCUGUGCUAGCGGACCACGUAAUGAUGAGAACUGCCCCAAUUGGAUGGUUCCCAUCAGUAUCUGCACUAGUGAGGACCCGAGCUGCACCAAGCUGGAGGUCCUGUUGGACCAGCCUGAAACCACAGUUAACAUCACCAACGUUGCACCUGAUCACUGGCUCAAGAUUAAUCCAGGUACCGUGGGAUUCUACAGGAUCCAGUACAGCUCUGCCAUGCUGGAAAGUUUGCUUCCUGGUAUCCGUGACCUCACACUGCUGCCUGUGGACCGCCUGGGUCUGCAAAACGACCUCUUCUCCCUGGCUCGAGCAGGUAUGAUCAGUACUGUGGAGGUGUUGAAGGUGAUGGAAGCAUUUGUGAAUGAGCCAAACUACACGGUGUGGAGUGACCUGAGCUGUAAUCUGGGUGUUCUGUCCUCUCUGCUCUCACACACCGACUUCCACGAGGACAUCCAGGAGUUCAUCCGAGAUCUCUUCACCCCUAUCGGCAUGAAGCUGGGCUGGGACAGUAAAACCGGAGAGGGGCAUUUGGACGCCCUGCUGCGGGGUCUGGUGCUGGGGAAGCUGGGUAAAGCGGGGCAUAAGGCCACACUGGAGGAGGCUCGGCGGAGAUUCAAAGAACACGUGGAGGGUAAACAGAUCCUGCCUGCAGACCUCAGGAGUCCAGUAUACCUAACAGUUCUGAAGCACGGAGACAGCACAACACUUGACACCAUGCUCAAGCUUCACAAGCAGGCAGACAUGCAGGAGGAGAAGAACCGCAUCGAGAGAGUGCUGGGAGCCAUUCCCGCCCCUGACAUCAUCCAGAGAGUGCUUAACUUUGCCCUGUCGGAGGAGGUUCGUCCCCAGGACACGGUGUCUGUAAUCGGGGGCGUAGCUGGAAGCAGCAAACAGGGGCGCAAAGCUGCAUGGAAAUUUGUUAAGGACAACUGGGAAGAACUUCAUAACCGUUACCAGGGCGGCUUCCUCAUAUCAAGACUCAUCAAGCUGACAGUGGAUGGGUUUGCAAUAGAUAAAAUGGCUGCUGAAGUUAAGAGUUUCUUUGAAAGUCAUCACGCGCCAGCGGCCGAGCGCACGGUACAGCAGUGCUGCGAGAACAUUCUCUUGAACGCCGCCUGGCUCAAGAGAGACGCAGACACCAUCCACCAGUACCUGCUGCAGCGGAAAGCACCCCCCGUCUGACCUCUGAACUCUGACCCCUCCCUGACCUGCUCACUCACUCCCAAAUGAGCAUCAUCUGGCUAUCUUCAGCAAAAACAGAAACGAUUACAAAACUGCAACUCCAUCUUAAGAAUUACCCAUGAGUCAAUAAAGAGAAGUGAGACUAGGAAACAAGAAGGUUAUUCACUCUUGAGUGUGACGUAGUUCCCCAUUCUGCCAGCGGGAGGCGCAAGUGCUCUCGAGCAGAGCUGUGACUGAAAUCAAGAGAUUCUCCAUCUUAUUUUAUUAUGAGCCUGUAAUGCAUGUACACACGUGGUUCCCUCAGUAUGGCACUCCUCUCAUACAGUGGUAUUAUUACGCAAUCAUCUCUCCUUCCUUACAUUCACAGAUAGAAAAAAACAAGCAAGCAUGACAUUGAUAUGCUCCGUUUUAAAUGUGUGUUUUCUUUUGUUCUGUACAAACGACAAUCUCCUCCUGUUUUAUCAGUAAUGGCUAUAUACGCGUUUUACCCAUAAUCCUCGGCGGCGUGACUGGGCAGAAUGGGGGUUAAAGGUUGGGCCGCACUGGUGACUGAACAGACUCUAUGGUAACGGCUCUGAAUCCCAUCGUUAGUAACGGUUAGGACUGAAGACGCAUAAGCAUGGUACUGUGUGUAUAUUGUAAACUGCGAGCAUUAGUUCUGAGACCUUCAAUUAUUCUCAAAUGUGAUUAUAUAUACAUAUGUAUGAUCUCUGAUCUUUGCCCUUGUCUCCUGUAUGUCACUAUCGCCUUUUCUGCAGCACUUCCGCUGGUGUGUACCUCCAGAAACUGUGAAAGAAAUGAACACAGUGGAUGAUAAAUUACAACAGUGUCAUUAGCAUGCUUGUGAACUUGCUGAAAUCAAAAAUAGCAUUCGGGACUAGUUUGGGACCCAAAGAAAUCAUGAUUUUCAAACUCCGAGGCCUUAAAUUGGUGAACCUGAUUUGCGUAAAUGAUCAUCCGCUGAGAUGCAGUGGGCUCAUAUUAACAUUGUUGAUCAGCAAACCAACAGACACAGAGUUCACGAUCAUCAAAUUCUGUCUAAAUCUUACCCUGACGUGCUUUUGUUUAAAAUACAAUUGAUGUUCAUUAAAGAAGAUGAGAAAAAAGAUAAACAACGGGCACAACUGUAUUGUGGGAAUGCUGUGUUGGAUUUGUACAUGUGAGGUAUGACUCUUCAUGCUCUUAUAUUUGUGUGCAUUUUGUAAACUAUAUACACAUACAACAUGUAUCCCUUAAAUGUAGAAUAUGCCAUAGAGGUCCACGCAGUUCAAAUGAACUCAAUCAAAAACAUAUCACUUGUAAAUAAUGAUUUAAAUCAUGUGCAGCAGGUACAGUGGGAGGAAAGACCAGGACUUUGCUCAGUUUUGGGCACUGAAGCACAGAUGAUGAUGAUGAUGAUGAAUGUUUACCUGUGUGUGAAUAGGUUGAUGUUGGGAGCUUGUGUUCACUGUGUGCACCAUGCAGCCUGACUGACUAUGACCGCAGACUUCAAACAUCAACGAUCGUGACGGUCUGAUUUCACAAGAUUUUCAUUACAGUAUUGCCGGAGAUUACAUAGAAACUAGGCAAUAAAGGAAAUCACAUCUGAUGCAAGAGAGAAA